This is a messenger RNA of Jaculus jaculus (lesser Egyptian jerboa), 936 nucleotides long. Its product is annotated as olfactory receptor 183-like. Gene Ontology annotation, cellular component: membrane. The record is from RefSeq and is a predicted model, not a curated record. The transcript has a single exon. Gene Ontology annotation, biological process: sensory perception of smell; G protein-coupled receptor signaling pathway. NCBI's taxonomy places the organism in Eukaryota, Metazoa, Chordata, Mammalia, Rodentia, Dipodidae. The coding region runs from base 7 to 936 and encodes 309 amino acids. Gene Ontology annotation, molecular function: G protein-coupled receptor activity; olfactory receptor activity; odorant binding.
GAGGUCAUGGAGAUAAAGAAUUCAACAUUGCUGACAGAGUUUGUCCUCACAGGACUCACUGACCAUCCAGGACUGCAGGGGCCCCUUUUCCUUUUAUUUUUGAUGAUGUAUCUCAUCACCAUUGUGGGGAACUUUGGUCUCAUCACUCUCAUCUGGAAUGACUCUCACCUGCACAUCCCCAUGUACUUUUUCCUUGGAAAUUUGGCCUUUGUGGACACUUGGCUCUCAUCCACAGUGACACCAAGGAUGCUGCUAAACUUGUUGGGCAAAGGCAAAGUGAUUUCUCUCUCUGAAUGCAUGCUACAAUUUUUUGUCUUUGCAAUCUGUGUGACUACAGAAUGCUUUCUCUUGGCAGCAAUGGCCUACGAUCGCUAUGUAGCAAUAUGCAAACCUUUGCUUUAUCCGCUGAUUAUGACCAAUAGACUAUGUGUAUAUCUACUAACCUUGUCAUUUGUGGGUGGAAUUAUUCAUGCUUCAAUUCAUGAAGGAUUUUUAUCCCGAUUAACAUUCUGCAAUUCAAACAUAAUAAGUCACUUUUAUUGUGAUGUUAUGCCACUGUUAAAGAUUUCCUGUACUGACCCUACUAUAAAUUUUCAAUUGGUAUUUACUUUGGCUGGUUUAAUUCAGGUCUUCACUAUUGCUAUUGUUCUUGUUUCAUACACACUUGUGUUGUUUACGAUUUUAAAAAGAAAGUCUGCCAAAGGCCUAAGGAAGGCUUUCUCCACUUGUGGAGCACAUCUGCUGUCGGUGUCCUUGUACUAUGGGCCUCUUCUCUUCAUGUACGUACUCCCUACAUCUCAGCAAGGAGAUGAUCGAGAUAUAAUAGACUCUCUAUUUUACACAGUCAUAAUUCCUGUGUUAAAUCCAAUCAUCUAUAGCCUACGAAACAAGCAAGUCAUAGAUUCCCUGACAAAAGUAUUAAGGAAAAGUGUUUAG